AUGGGUGUUCCCAAGUUCUUCCGCUGGCUCAGCGAGCGGUAUCCUUCGAUCUCGCAGUUGAUCGCUGAGAAUCGCAUUCCCGAGUUCGACUGUCUGUACCUCGAUAUGAACGGAAUUAUUCAUAACUGCACACACAAAGAUUCAGAUUCGCCCACUUUCCGUAUGACCGAAGACCAGAUGUUUAUUGCGAUUUUCAACUACAUUGAACAUUUAUACGGGAAAAUCAAACCCAAGCAACUAUUUUUCAUGGCUGUUGAUGGAGUUGCUCCGCGCGCGAAGAUGAACCAACAGAGAUCUCGACGAUUUCGUACUGCUCUCGAUGCUGAAACGGCGAAGGAAAAGGCCAUUGCUCAGGGCAUUGAAUUACCAAAAGAGGAUGCCUUUGACAGCAACUGUAUCACCCCGGGCACUCAAUUUAUGGCUCGAUUGACACAGCAAUUAAAAUACUUUAUCAACAAGAAAAUCUCCGAAGACGUGGAAUGGCAAGGUGUAGAUAUCGUUCUUUCCGGUCAUGAAGUUCCCGGAGAGGGAGAACACAAAAUCAUGGAGCAGAUUCGCCAGGCCAAAGCUCAGCCAGGCUACGAUCCGAACGUGCGCCAUUGUUUGUACGGAUUGGAUGCAGAUCUCAUUAUGCUUGGCCUCCUUAGCCACGAUCCCCACUUUAGUCUGCUGCGUGAGGAAGUCACAUUUGGAAGGCAGACGCAAAAGAAGUCGAAAGAACUCGAGCAUCAAAAUUUCUAUCUAUUGCAUCUUUGCAUUGUCAGGGAAUAUCUGGAGUUGGAAUUUCAGGAUCUGAAGGAUAAAAAUGAUUCCGGCGUCGGUUUUGACAUGGAGCGAAUUAUUGAUGACUUUAUUUUGAUGGCAUUUUUCAUCGGCAAUGAUUUUCUGCCUAAUUUACCACACAUGCACAUUAACGAAGGUGCGCUUGGGCUGAUGUUUAAGAAAUACAAGGAGGCGCUUCCGAAAAUGGGCGGUUACGUGAACGAGUACGGCACUAUCAACCUAGAGAGACUUGGUAUACUUCUCGAGCAUAUCACAGAAUCCGAAUUUCGUUUUUUUGAAGCCGAGUAUUCAGAUGCGAAGUGGAUUCGCUCGAAGACUCAUGGUGACGACGCAGUGGAAGAGCAAGCCAGCAAAAAAACGCUUACCAUCACUCCCUCGCAAAAGCAGCUGCUCAAGGAUAUUAAACAAUAUGUGCUUAAUCGUCCAUCCAAGCAGCAUAUCAAGCCGUUGGACCUCCCCCCGACACUUCCCGCGCGAGAUCGCAAAUUUGUUGAACAACUCGCAGAUGACUUGCGACUAUUGUGGACAACGAUAACUGACGAGCAUGGCGAUAGAUUCAUCAGACUUCAGCUUCCAGGAUCCUCUCUCGCGAAUGGAGCCGAAGGUCAAAAUGACGAGGAAUCAGAGGAUGAAGAAGAUGAAGAGGCCUCUAUGGCUCUUCGCCGAGUUAUCAAGAGAUAUGAUAACGCAAAGGUCCAUGAACAGACUGCAGAAGAAGCUCAAAUGGCCGCGGAGCAAAAAUAUGAGCAAAAGUUCCAGGAGUGGAAAAACAAGUACUACCAGGACAAGUUCGGUUUCGGCCUCGACAAUGAGGCUGAGAUGAAAAAAUUGACGGAGAACUACGUUCAAGGUCUUCAGUGGGUCUUGUUUUAUUACUACAGGGGGGUUGUCUCCUGGCCGUGGUACUUUCAAUACCACUACGCGCCAAUGGUAUCUGACGUUAAGAAGGGCCUUGGUGCAAAUAUUGACUUCAAACUGGGCCAACCUUUCCGUCCAUUCCAACAGCUCAUGGGUGUGCUCCCUGAUCGCAGCAAAAAGAUCGUCCCACCUGCUUACUGGGAACUUAUGACGUCUCCCGAGUCGCCAAUCAUUGAUUUUUACCCUCGUGACUUUGAGCUCGAUAUGAAUGGCAAAAAAAUGGAAUGGGAAGCCGUUGUGAAGAUCCCCUUCAUCGAAGAGCAGCGUUUGCUUUCUGCAAUGGCUACUCGAGAACACCUUCUAUCUCCGGAAGAGAAAGCAAGGAACGAAUUCGGUGUUACACUUAAGUUCACUUACUCCCCCUCUAUUGAAUUUAUCUACCCAUCCUCUCUUCCUGGAGUUUUUCCAGAUAUUCCCCAUUGUCGUUGUAUCGAAAACAUCUAUGAUCUCCCAACCAUGGAUGGACUUGAACAUUAUAUUGGGCUUGUCAACGGCGUGAGACUCGGUGCAGCUGCUCUAGCAGGCUUCCCUACCUUGCAAACAUUACCGCAUGCUGGGCAACUGGCGUUCCACGGUGUUAAUGUCUUUCAGCAGGAUAGCCGCAAGGAAAGUAUGGUCAUUACCUUGUUGGCACCCGAGACUAGAUCGAAUAUCGAAUUGGCCAAACAAAAACUUGGACGUCGCGUCUAUGUCGGUUACCCAUUCCUGCAAGAAGCUCUCGUCGUUCGAGUAUCUGAUGAACUACUUGAUUAUGUUUUACCUGAAGGAGAAAAACAUGUUGUUUCGAUCCCACACUCGCCUCCUCAGAUAGAGCAGUGGACACGGAAGGCAGACAAGAUUGAAGGAUACUAUAGCAAACGCCUUGGGAUGAUCAUCGGUCCUGUUGAGUCCAUGGUCCAUGUACAGAUGCUCAAGGGCCUAAGGAAGAAUGAUGACGGUGCAACGAUAAAGGAGUUUGCGGACAUUCCCGGCCAGGAGACGGAUUAUGCUCUGCAGCUCAUCGUUGACAGCGUUAUCAGCGAAGAUGAACGCUUUAUUGAAAGAGAAGCCCUUCUGAUUGAAGAUGAAUUUCCUGAAGGCUCAAAGGGAUUCUUCCUCGGUGAGUUUAAUUACGGAAGGCCAGUGCAAGUUACUGGGCAUGAAGAUGGAAAGGUAAACGGCAUGAUAGCUGCAGUUAAGGGCAAGGAGCCCGAAUUUGGUAAGCAGCACGCCAAGGAGGCAGAAAGGCUGUCACCCUAUACGCCAUCAUUCGCGAUUGCAAGGAAUCUUCACCUGAAUCCUCUUGUGUUGGCUAAAAUUACCUCCUCUUUUUCCGUUACAAUAGACGGCCAACGUGUCAAUCUUGGCCUCAAUCUAAAAUUUGAAGCACGGAAACUUAAAGUUUUGGGGUACUCUCGCCGAGGCCAGACUGGUUGGGAAUUUAGCCAGAAGGCAAUUGCCCUUAUCCAGCAGUAUAUGAUCAGAUUCCCCGACUUUAUUGCUGGGAUCCAGCGAAAUCCGCAGGGUGACAAGUUCGAGCCAACGGACUUCUAUCCUGAGGAUAUUGCGGAAGCGAAGAUUAAGGAAAUCAAAGACUGGCUUAAGUCUAUUGAGGCGAAACAUUUUGAGCGAGUGCCUCUAGAUGCCGAACAGCUAGACUCUGAUGUUGUGAAGCUCAUCGAAGUUGACGCGGAUCGCCUAGUACAGACCCAAGCUACUGCUGAUAUCAAGCGAAUCAAAGGCGUCCCUCGACAGGCACUGUUGAAACCAGCUGAUGUUGAGCACCGACUUGGAAACCAGAGCUUUUCUCUUGGAGACCGCGUAGUCUAUGCUCAAGAUUCCGGUAAAGUGCCUAUUGCCACACGAGGGACUGUUGUCGGGCUUACUCGCACGCCCCAAACAGUCCUUGUUGACGUCGUGUUUGAUGUAUCAUUCAUGAGUGGAACUACACUAGGUGACCGCUGCUCCCCAUUCAGAGGGCAAACAGUCCCUGUAUCUUCUAUCCUCAAUCUGAGUGAUCGACAGCUUGUGGCUGGAACACGGGCUGCGACAAACAUGCGAGCACAGAAGGAGCCGAAAAAAGUGGGCUUUGGAGCCCCUCUUGGACCAGGUGGACAAGGUCAAUUAAGGGAGGCACACGCUCCUCCUCCAUUACGAGGAUCUUAUCGUGGCGCAGUCUCUGGACAGGCAAAUGGACGCGGUGCGCACAGCUCACGAGGCAGUCGUGGUGUUCCCAAUGGCAACACCAAUCUACCUAUUCGCCCUCAUCCUAAUGCAGAGAAUCAACAGAAUGGCAAUAACUUUCGUGGAACAAGGGGGCGCGGACGCGGCACUCGUGGGCAUCAAAAUACUAAAGAAAGGUAUGUACCAUUGGAGAACGGCCACCAAGAUGAAGGAGUAGUCCGAGAGAAUCCGGACUUUCGGCCCCAAAGCUACAAUAAAGUGCCGCCGCCAGCCGGCUUGAAUAGAGGGAAAAAUGGACGUGGAAGGCAUCAUGGAACCCGUGGAGGAAAUAGUACCAGAGGCAGAGGAAGGGGCGCAGCGUCCAGUGCCGCAUAA
This is a messenger RNA of Talaromyces atroroseus, 4239 nucleotides long. RefSeq lists its product as hypothetical. Bases 1 to 4239 code for a protein of 1412 amino acids. The transcript is spliced from 2 exons. The record is from RefSeq and is a predicted model, not a curated record. Gene Ontology annotation, molecular function: 5'-3' RNA exonuclease activity; RNA binding. Lineage: Eukaryota; Fungi; Ascomycota; Eurotiomycetes; Eurotiales; Trichocomaceae. Gene Ontology annotation, biological process: nuclear-transcribed mRNA catabolic process; rRNA catabolic process. Gene Ontology annotation, cellular component: nucleus.